Messenger RNA from Tachysurus fulvidraco (yellow catfish), 3059 nucleotides. RefSeq names its product iroquois homeobox 3a (gene irx3a). NCBI's taxonomy places the organism in Eukaryota, Metazoa, Chordata, Actinopteri, Siluriformes, Bagridae. Bases 345 to 1745 code for a protein of 466 amino acids. Gene Ontology annotation, biological process: cell development; neuron differentiation; regulation of transcription by RNA polymerase II. The record is from RefSeq and is a predicted model, not a curated record. The transcript is spliced from 4 exons. Gene Ontology annotation, molecular function: DNA-binding transcription factor activity, RNA polymerase II-specific; RNA polymerase II cis-regulatory region sequence-specific DNA binding. Gene Ontology annotation, cellular component: nucleus.
AAAUAGGAGGAGCUUCUGGGCGACUAGAAAUGUCAAUCAGAGCAAAAGGCGUCCCAAUAAUCUAAAGCAAUCUGUAAGGACCUGACCUUAGUCCAUUCAGAUCAAUAGGGAAGCGAGGGAGGGAAGCGGCCGGCGGAUCGUUUACGCGCGGCCCGUUUUCGGAGGAAAUAUAGACUUCCCUUACACUUUUGUACUUAUUGUACACUGGAUAUCGCAGCGCGCAUCGAGAAAGCGAUUUUUUGUGUGUGCACGCGUGUGUGUGUGUGCGCGUGUGUGUUCGUGUACGUGUGUGCGAUUUCAGAAGACUGUUGUUGGGUGUUUUUUCCCUUCAUUCCCCAACUACAAUGUCUUUCCCACAGCUGGGAUACCAGUACAUCCGACCGAUAUACCCGCAAGAACGGCAAGGGAUCGGCAACGCGCGCAACGGGAGCGAGCUCAGUCCGUCCGGCACGCUCUCCAACGUUCUCUCUACCAUGUACGGAUCACCUUUCACCGCCGCACACACCUACGGAGCGUUCCUUCCUUAUUCAAACGACCUGUCCAUUUUCAGUCAGUUGGGAGCUCAAUAUGAGCUAAAAGACAGUCCAGGUGUCCAGCACCCAGCGUUUGCUCAUCCUCACCCUGCUUUCUAUCCCUACGGCCAGUACCAGUUUGGGGACCCGUCCAGACCCAAAAAUGCCACCAGGGAGAGCACAAGCACGCUGAAGGCCUGGCUCAGCGAGCACCGCAAGAACCCAUAUCCCACCAAAGGCGAGAAGAUCAUGCUUGCCAUCAUAACCAAGAUGACUCUCACCCAGGUGUCCACUUGGUUCGCUAACGCACGGAGGAGACUGAAGAAGGAGAACAAGAUGACCUGGACCCCACGCAACCGCACGGAUGAAGAAGGCAACGUUUACAGCAGUGACCACGAAGGCGAGGAUGGCGACAAGCGCGACGACGAGGAAGAGAUCGACUUGGAGAACAUCGACACGGAGCACAUCGAGAGUAAGGACGAGCUGGACGAACAGGACGAGCUCCACUCGGAUUCCAAGCUGGACGCCAGCUGCGACUCGGAAAUCUCGGACGGCUAUGAGGAUAUACACGGGCCCGAGCCGAAGCUUUUAAAAGCCGUGGCCCAAGACGGCAAAGACGCGCACGCGGUUGCAGAUGCUGAGAGGCCCGAUCACUUCAACCUCCACCACCAUCACCUCCAUCACCAUCAUCACCAUCACCUUCCUCAUUCAUUAGACCUCAAAACACAGUCUCCUAGCAGCGAUCAGAUCAAACUUAACCCGGUGUCCAACUCUCCUCCGGCUGAAAACAAUGCGGCCCCGGUGCAAAAACCUAAGAUCUGGUCUUUGGCUGAGACAGCCACGAGCCCGGACAAUCCCCGGAAAUCUCCACUCGUAAACGGGAGCUCAUCUCAGGCCGUCAUGCCUUCUCAUAGACUUGUUUCAUGCCCGGUGGGCAAACUGCAGAACUGGACGAGCCGUGCGUUCUCGGCGCACCAGCUCGCGCUGCUCAACUCAAACCACUAUUUAGGACUGGCCAAUCAGGCUUCAGCCAACGGCCUCGCGCUCUACACCGGCAACAGGCACACAGAAGAGCGCAGUGUCAGCUCAGAGAUUGCACACACAGAGAGAUCUAGUGCCUUGGAAGCAGAGAGAAAGUUAAAAACAGCAACUUCCCCUGUGUUUCUUAGGCCUCAGGAUCAACCUGGAGCUGCCAUGAUAUUAUCCAACCCCCUUUUCCCAAUUUCCUCAUAGAGACUCUUUUAUAAAUCUUCAUUUUAACCUGUCGUAAGGAAUGUAAAAUAAAUAACACACCCUGUGUACUUACCUUGUAAGCAUGUCCUUGUGUAUAAUUGCUAAUGCAAUGCUGUAAAAAUUGUAGUCUGUGAGGUUUUUUCUUCCUCUUUUUAUUUUUUUCUUUUCUUUUGUUUUGUGAGGAUUCGAUGUUGCAAUGUUUUGUAUAUAUAACGUAAAGAAAGAAAAUGUACAUACUUGUGAUCCAAAAUUGUACAAGAAAGUCUAUAUUUUGGCUAAUAAAUGAACUGCGGCAACUUAAACACAAAUGCGAUGUUUUAAUUUUAACAAAGGUAUGGUUUAAGAUUUAGGGAUUGAACAAAAGUUAAAAAUCAAUAUACUGCCGUAAAUAUACUGUGCGUAAAUAUUCGUAUCAGUUUAAGGAGAAUUGGGACGUAUUGUUUUAACUAUGAUCAGAACUGUUUAAUAGGAUUCGGGUUUGGGAGCAGCCAUACUGUGCAGAAAUGAUCACUGGCUGUGCUUUUUUGGAUGUGCAUUUCUCUUGAGGGAACUUCACCAGGGCUUCUGAGGCUUGGCUAAGCACGAAUUGGACGAUUUGAAACGUUUUCCUAUUUCAGAGUCUCGGCUGUAAUUAGCUCCUUCUUGAAUCGCAUAUUUGGAUAUUAAUGGAGGGGGAUUAUCCUCAUCGAGGCGUAACAGCCAAUAUGAAAUGAAUAAUUAUUUCAUUUAUAUUGGCCUGAAAUCGCAUACGACUCAAUUUGGCUGAAAUGAGAAUUGAUUUUUUUUUCUCAAACAUUUUUUUUAAUUCUUUUAUUAUCUUAUCCAUUUAAAGAAGCUAAAACAGUUCAAAUACCUUUACGGGUUGUUUGCUUAAUCUCCACUCUCAUAUGAAAUGUGUGAUUUGGCUUCUCUCUCUCUCUCUCUCUCUCUCUCUCUCUCUCUCUCUCUCUCUCUCUCUCCCUCUCUCCUUUUUUUUUAUUAAUGCAUAAUGAAUUCUAAUCAGACACCGAUGCUGCGCUGCUUGCCAUAUGCCUGAGAUACACUGAGAAAUAAUUUAUUUAUGUUUACACCCCCUUCACCUCCGUUCCCUCCAUUUGCAUGGAAGAAGCUUUGUUCCAGGGCUAGAAAGCUCGGGAAAGUUAGAGUUGGAGCUCCCUCUACAGUCUAGCACAAUCAGCCCUUUGCCAUGUUUGCGGGACGCACAGGGAACUGGGUUUGCCUUUUUUUUGCACUUUCUAUUAAACCUUGUUUUAAAGGUCACUUGUGCAAGUGAUAGGAUAUUUUGCGUUUUGUGGUGUAUUAAUAAAUUAUAUA